Molecule: messenger RNA, 6501 nt
Organism: Schistocerca nitens (vagrant locust)
Lineage: Eukaryota; Metazoa; Arthropoda; Insecta; Orthoptera; Acrididae
Product: repetitive organellar protein-like
Exons: 28
Coding region: 1-6501 (2166 amino acids)
Biological process (GO): lipid transport; lipoprotein metabolic process; transmembrane transport
Cellular component (GO): extracellular region
Molecular function (GO): efflux transmembrane transporter activity; lipid binding
Source: RefSeq, a predicted model, not a curated record
AUGGAUAUAUCGUACCGAUAUAUCGAAAAGUACCGAUAUAUCGAAAAGUACCGAUAUAUCGAAAAGUACCGAUAUAUCGAUAAGUACCGAUAUAUCGAAAAGUACCGAUAUAUCGAUAAGUACCGAUAUAUCGAUAAGUACCGAUAUUUCGAAAAGUACCGAUAUAUCGAUAAGUACCGAUAUAUCGAUAAGUUCCGAUAUAUCGAAAAGUGCCGAUAUAUCGAAAAGUACCGAUAUAUCGAAAAAUACCGUUAUAUCGAAAAGUACCGAUGUAUCGAAAAGUACCGAUAUAUCGAAAAGUAUCGAUAUAUCGUAAAGUAUCGAUAUAUCGAAAAGUAUCGAAAAGAUAUCGAUAAGUACCGAAAAGAUAUCGAUCGAUAUAUCGAUAAGUAUCGAUAUAUCGAUAAGUAUCGAUAUAUCGAUAAGUAUCGAUAUAUCGAUAAGUGUCGAUAUAUCGAUAAGUAUCGAUAUAUCGAUAAGUAUCGAUAUAUCGUACCGAUAUAUCGAAAAGAACCGAUAUAUCGAAAAGUACCGAUAUAUCGAAAAGUACCGAUAUAUCGAAAAGUACCGAUAUAUAGAAAAGUACCGAUAUAUCGAAAAUAUCGAAAAGAUAUCGAUAAGUACCGAAAAGAUAUCGAUAAGUACCGAAAAGACAUCGAAAAGUACCGAGAAGAUAUCGAAAAGUACCGAAAAGAUAUCGAAAAGUAUCGAAAAGAUAUCGAAAAGUAUCGAAAAGAUAUCGAAAAGUAUCGAUAUAUAUCGAAAAGUAUCGAUAUAUAUCGAAAAGUAUCUAUAUAUAAGGAAAAGUAUCGAUAUAUAAGGAAAAAUAUCGAAAAGUACCGGAAAGAUAUCGAAAAGUACCGAAAAGAUAUCGAAAAGUACCGAAAAGUUAUCGAAAAGUACCGAAAAGGUAUCGAAAAGUACCGAAAAGAUAUCGAAAAGUACCGAAAAGAUAUCGAAAAGUACCGAAACGAUAUCGAAAAGUACCGAAAAGAUUUCGAAAAGUACCGAAAAGAUUUCGAAAAGUACCGAAAACAUUUCGAAAAGUAUCGAAAAGAUAUCGAAAAGUAUCGAAAAGAUAUAGAUAAGUAUCGAAAAGAUAUAGAUAAGUAUCGAAAAGAUAUCGAUAAGUAUCGAAAAGAUAUCGAAAAGUAUCGAAAAGAUAUCGAAAAGUAUCUAUAUAUAUCGAAAAGUAUCUAUAUAUAUCGAAAAGUAUCUAUAUAUAUCGAAAAGUAUCUAUAUAUAUCGAAAAUAUCGAUAUAUAAGUACCGAAAAGAUAUCGAAAAGUACCGAAAAGAUAUCGAAAAGUACCGAAAAGAUAUCGAAAAGUACCGAAAAGAUAUCGAAAAGUAUCGAAAAGAUAUCGAAAAAUAUCGAAAAGUACCGAAAAGAUAUCGAAAAGUACCGAAAAGAUAUCGAAAAGUACCGAAAAGAUUUCGAAAAGUACCGAAAAGAUAUCGAAAAGUACCGAAAAGAUAUCGAAAAGUACCGAAAAGAUAUCGAAAUGUACCGAAAAGUACCGAAAAGUACCGAAAAGAUAUCGAAAAGUACCGAAAAGAUAUGGAAAAGUACCGAAAAGAUAUCGACAAGUACCGAAAAGAUAUCGACAAGUACCGAAAAGAUAUCGACAAGUACCGAAAAGAUAUCGACAAGUACCGAAAAGAUAUCGACAAGUACCGAAAAGAUAUCAACAAGUACCGAAAAGAUAUCGAAAAGUACCGAAAAGAUAUCGAAAAGUAUCGAAAAGAUAUCGAAAAGUAUCGAAAAGAUAUCGAAAAGUAUCGUAGAGAUAUCGAAAAGUAUCGAAAAGAUAUCGAAAAUAUCGUUAUAUAUCGAAAAGUAUCUAUAUAUAAGGAAAAGUAUCGAUAUAUAAGGAAAAAUAUCGAAAAGAACCGGAAAGAUAUCGAAAAGUACCGAAAAGAUAUCGAAAAGUACCGGAAAGAUAUCGAAAAGUACCGAAAAGAUAUCGAAAAGUACCGAAAAGAUAUCGAAAAGUACCGAAAAGAUAUCGAAAAGUACCGAAACGAUAUCGAAAAGUACCGAAAAGAUUUCGAAAAGUACCGAAAAGAUUUCGAAAAGUAUCGAAAAGAUAUCGAAAAGUAUCGAAAAGAUAUAGAUAAGUAUCGAAAAGAUAUCGAUAAGUAUCGAAAAGAUAUCGAUAAGUAUCGAAAAGAUAUCGAAAAGUAUCGAAAAGAUAUCGAAAAGUAUCGAAAAGACAUCGAAAAGUAUCGAAAAGAUAUCGAAAAGAUAUCGAAAAGUAUCGAAAAGAUAUCGAAAAGUAUCGAAAAGAUAUCGAAAAGUAUCGAAAAGAUAUCGAAAAGUAUCGAAAAGAUAUCGAAAAGUAUCUAUAUAUAUCGAAAAGUAUCUAUAUAUAUCGAAAAGUAUCUAUAUAUAUCGAAAAUAUCGAUAUAUAAGUACCGAAAAGAUAUCGAAAAGUACCGAAAAGAUAUCGAAAAGUACCGAAAAGAUAUCGAAAAGUACCGAAAAGAUAUCGAAAAGUAUCGAAAAGAUAUCGAAAAAUAUCGAAAAGUACCGAAAAGAUAUCGAAAAGUACCGAAAAGAUAUCGAAAAGUACCGAAAAGAUAUAGAAAAGUACCGAAAAGAUAUCGAAAAGUACCGAAAAGUACCGAAAAGUACCGAAAAGAUAUCGAAAAGUACCGAAAAGAUAUCGACAAGUACCGGAAAGAUAUCGACAAGUACCGAAAAGAUAUCGACAAGUACCGAAAAGAUAUCGACAAGUACCGAAAAGAUAUCGAAAAGUCCCGAAAAGAUAUCGAAAAGUAUCGAAAAGAUAUCGAAAAGUAUCGAAAAGAUAUCGAAAAGUAUCGUAAAGAUAUCGAAAAGUAUCGAUAUAUCGAAAAGUACCGAAAAGAUAUCGAAAAGUACCGAAAAGAUAUCGAAACGUAUCGAAAAGAUAUCGAAAAGUAUCGAUGUAUAUCGAAUAGUAUCGAUAUAUAUCGAAAAGUAUCGAUAUAUAAGGAAAAGUAUCGAUAUAUAAUGAAAAUAUCGAUAUAUAAUGAAAAGUGUCGAAAAGAUAUCGAAAAGUAUCGAAAAGAUAUCGAAAAGUAUCGAAAAGAUAUCGAAAAGUAUCGAAAAGAUAUCGAAAAGUAUCUAAAAGAUAUCGAAAAGUAUCGAAAAGAUCGAAGAAAAGAUAUCGAAAAGGAUCGAUAUAUCGAUAAGUAUCGAUAUAUCGAUAAGUAUCGAUAUAUCGAUAUGUAUCGAUAUAUCGAUAAGUAUCGAUAUAUCGAUAAGUAUCGAUAUAUCGAUAAGUAUCGAUAUAUCGAUAAGUAUCUAUAUAUCGAUAAGUAUCUAUAUAUCGAUAAGUAUCUAUAUAUCGAUAAGUAUCGAUAUAUCGAAAAGUAUAGAUAUAUGGAAAAGUAUCGAUAUAUCGAAAAGUAUCGAUAUUUCGUAAAGUAUCGAUAUAUCUACCGAAAAGAUAUCGAAAAGUACCGAAAAGAUAUCCAAAAGUAUCGAAAAGACAUCGAAAAGUACCGAAAAGAUAUCGAAAAGUACCGAAAAGAUAUCGAAAAGUACCGAAAAGAUAUCGAAAAGUACCGAAAAGAUAUCGAAAAGUAUCGAAAAGAUAUCGAAAAGUAUCGAAAAGAUAUCGAAAAGUAUCUAUAUAUAAUGAAAAUAUCGAUAUAUAAUGAAAAGUAUCGAAAAGAUAUCGAUAAGUAUCGAAACGAUAUUGAUAAGUAUCGAAAAGAUAUCGAUAAGUAUCGAAAAGAUAUAGAUAAGUAUCGAAAAGAUAUCGAUAAGUAUCGAAAAGAUAUCGAAAAGUAUCGAAAAGACAUCGAAAAGUAUCGAAAAGAUAUCGAAAAGAUAUCGAAAAGUAUCGAAAAGAUAUCGAAAAGAUUCGAAAAGAUAUCGAAAAUAUCGAUAUAUAAGUACCGAAAAGAUAUCGAAAAGUACCGAAAAGAUAUCGAUAAGUACCGAAAAGAUAUCGAAAAGUAUCGAAAAGAUAUCGAAAAGUAUCGAUAUAUAUCGGAAAUAUCGAUAUAUAAUGAAAAGUAUCGAUAUAAUGAAAAGUAUCGAAAAGAUAUCGAAAAGUAUCGAAAAGAUAUCGAAAAGUAUCGAAAAGAUAUCAAAAAGUAUCGAAAAGACAUCGAAAAGUAUCGAAAAGAUAUCGAAAAGUAUCGAAAAGAUAUCGAAAAUAUCGAUAUAACGAUAAGUAUCGAUAUAUCGAUAAGUAUCGAUAUAUCGAUAAGUAUCGAUAUAUCGAUAAGUAUCGAUAUAUCGAUAAGUAUCGAUAUAUCGAUAAGUAUCAAUAUAUCGAUAAAUAUCGAAAAGUACCGAAAAGAUAUCCAAAAGUACCGAAAAGAUAUCGAAAAGUACCGAAAAGAUAUCGAAAAGUACCGAAAAGAUAUCGAAAAGUACCGAAAAGAUAUCGAAAAGUAUCGAAAAGAUAUCGAAAAGUAUCGAAAAGAUAUCGAAAAGUAUCGAAAAGAUAUCGAAAAGUAUCUAUAUAUAAUGAAAAAUAUCGAUAAGUAUCGAAAAGAUAUUGAUAAGUAUCGAAAAGAUAUCGAUAAGUAUCGAAAAGAUGUCGAAAAGUAUCGAAAAGAUAUCGAUAAGUAUCGAAAAGAUGUCGAAAAGUAUCGAAAAGACAUCGAAAAGUAUCGAAAAGAUAUCGAAAAGAUAUCGAAAAGUAUCGAAAAGAUAUCGAAAAGUAACGAAAAGAUAUCGAAAAGUAUCUAUAUAUAUCGAAAAGUAUCUAUAUAUAAUGAGAAGUAUCGAUAUAUAAUUAAAAUAUCGAUAUAUAAGUACCGAAAAGAUAUCGAAAAGUACCGAAAAGAUAUCGAAAAGUACCGAAAAGAUAUCGAAAAGUAUCGAAAAGGUAUCGAAAAGUAUCGAAAAGUACCGAUAUAUCGAAAAGUACCGAUAUAUCGAAAAGAACCGAUAUAUCGAAAAGUACCGAUAUAUCGAAAAGUACCGAUAUAUCGAAAAGUACCGAUAUAUAGAAAAGUACCGAUAUAUCGAAAAUAUCGAAAAGAUAUCGAUAAGUACCGAAAAGAUAUCGAUAAGUACCGAAAAGAUAUCGAAAAGUACCGAGAAGAUAUCGAAAAGUACCGAAAAGAUAUCGAAAAGUAUCGAAAAGAUAUCGAAAAGUAUCGAAAAGAUAUCGAAAAGUAUCGAUAUAUAUCGAAAAGUAUCGAUAUAUAUCGAAAAGUAUCUAUAUAUAAGGAAAAGUAUCGAUAUAUAAGGAAAAAUAUCGAAAAGUACCGGAAAGAUAUCGAAAAGUACCGAAAAGAUAUCGAAAAGUACCGAAAAGUUAUCGAAAAGUACCGAAAAGAUAUCGAAAAGUACCGAAAAGAUAUCGAAAAGUACCGAAAAGAUAUCGAAAAGUACCGAAACGAUAUCGAAAAGUACCGAAAAGAUUUCGAAAAGUACCGAAAAGAUUUCGAAAAGUACCGAAAACAUUUCGAAAAGUAUCGAAAAGAUAUCGAAAAGUAUCGAAAAGAUAUAGAUAAGUAUCGAAAAGAUAUAGAUAAGUAUCGAAAAGAUAUCGAUAAGUAUCGAAAAGAUAUCGAAAAGUAUCGAAAAGAUAUCGAAAAGUAUCUAUAUAUAUCGAAAAGUAUCUAUAUAUAUCGAAAAGUAUCUAUAUAUAUCGAAAAGUAUCUAUAUAUAUCGAAAAGUAUCUAUAUAUAUCGAAAAGUAUCUAUAUAUAAUGAAAAGUAUCGAUAUAUAAUUAAAAUAUCGAUAUAUAAGUACCGAAAAGAUAUCGAAAAGUACCGAAAAGAUAUCGAAAAGUACCGAAAAGAUAUCGAAAAGUACCGAAAAGAUAUCGAAAAGUAUCGAAAAGAUAUCGAAAAUAUCGAUAUAUCGAAAAGUAUCGAUAUAUCGAAAAGUAUCGAUAUAACGAAAAGUAUCGAUAUAACGAAAAGUAUCGAUAUAUCGAAAAGUAUCGAUAUAUCGAUUAGUAUCGAUACAUCGAAAAGUAUCGAUAUAUCUAUCGAUAUAUCAAAAAGUAUCGAUAUAUCAAAAAGUAUCGAUAUAUCGAAAAGUACCGAAAAGAUAUCGAAAAGUACCGAAAAGAUUUCGAAAAGUACCGAAAAGAUAUCGAAAAGUACCGAAAAGAUAUCGAAAAGUACCGAAAAGAUAUCGAAAUGUACCGAAAAGUACCGAAAAGAUAUCGACAAGUACCGAAAAGAUAUGGAAAAGUACCGAAAAGAUAUCGACAAGUACCGAAAAGAUAUCGACAAGUACCGAAAAGAUAUCGACAAGUACCGAAAAGAUAUCGACAAGUACCGAAAAGAUAUCGACAAGUACCGAAAAGAUAUCAACAAGUACCGAAAAGAUAUCGAAAAGUACCGAAAAGAUAUCGAAAAGUAUCGAAAAGAUAUCGAAAAGUAUCGAAAAGAUAUCGAAAAGUAUCGUAGAGAUAUCGAAAAGUAUCGAAAAGAUAUCGAAAAGUAUCGAUAUAUCGAUAAUAUCGUUAUAUAUCGAAAAGUAUCUAUAUAUAAGGAAAAGUAUCGAUAUAUAAGGAAAAGUAUCGAUAUAUAA